AUGAGGAACGAAUUGAUGGAUACGAUUCCGAAGGCUCUUUUAUAUACAGAAAAAAAGAAGAAAACGAGUUCUUCCAGCGAAGAAGAGUCCGAAGCCUCGGACGCUACUGAUGAGCGCAUAUUGGAAUAUCCACAACCACCAAAACGCUCCAGACAACUCCAGGCAGUAAAAGAUAAUAGUCAAGACAUAGUUUUGGAAAACCAAUCUAGCUCUGGUAUCCAAAAAUUGGACCAAAUUGAGGCACCAGUAUCUUCUUUGAGGGCGUUGCGGGAGUUACAAUCACAAACACCAACGACUUCGGUGUCACGAUGUUCUACACCCCAAUAUACUGUUAACGCUGAUGAAGAUUUUAAAUCUAAGUUAUUUAAGGAGUUGUCCUUUAUAAAGGUACAUUUAAUCAAAGUUAGCCAACGACUUUCGGCAUUGGAGGAAAAUCUCAAUAGUUCAUCCAAAACAGAAGCUGAUGACGAUCACAUAAAUAAUGAUUUUGAGGAGAUAAUCAAAAAUCAGUUCCCAUUACAAUUGGAAGCAGAUUUACAAAAUAUGGAAAGGCAAUUAACAGAGAAUCCUGAUUUAAAAAAAUUUAUGGUCAGUUAUUGUAGUAGCUUUGGUGGACAUAAAGUCGAUGAGGUUACUAAAAUUAUUUUGAAAAAAUUACUAUCAAAUAAAUUAGCUGGCAACUACAGUUGGUUGGGAGCGAAAAAGAAAAUGUCAUUCAGUGGAUUACAGAUAGCAGAAGUUAUUUUAUCUGCUGUAAAACGAAAUAAAUCUUUGGUUGGUGCUACAGAAAAAGAUGUGAUUGAUUCAAUUAAGAAUUGGUUAAGACAUGCUGCUGCAAGAUAUUCAAAUCAAUGGUAUGUUAUUGUUGCAUGUAUGUUUAUUUAUCAGGAAAAAUUUUUUUCUAAUUACAGCAAGAAGAAUCAGAAUCAAGAAAUACAAUGAAGUGUAUAAGUUACAGAUUCGUAAAAUAAAGAUUGCUA
Photinus pyralis (common eastern firefly) is the source of this 980-nucleotide messenger RNA. RefSeq lists its product as uncharacterized. The record is from RefSeq and is a predicted model, not a curated record. NCBI's taxonomy places the organism in Eukaryota, Metazoa, Arthropoda, Insecta, Coleoptera, Lampyridae. The transcript has 7 exons. The coding region runs from base 1 to 942 and encodes 313 amino acids.